AUGUCUAGUGGAAGUGGUGCGGGUGCUCCGCCUCAGGGUGGCGUGGUCAGGAGCAGCGCAUUGUCCUUCGUUGCGUCUGCGCAGCCCGCGACAACAGCUGACAACGUUCCCGGGGCUCCGGAUAUGAAUCGGGAACAGGUACCUCAGACAGAUCGCCUAGUCCCAGCAGGACUGACCGCACUAUGUGAAGCGUGCUCCAGACUGUACCCUGACCAGCCAAACCCAUUACAAGUUACAACUAGACUCAAGUAUUGGCUGGGCGGUCACGAUCCCCUGGACUACAUCAGCAUGUAUUGGAACCCGGGCAAGCCGGAGGAGCAUAUAUUGCCACAUUGGCACUAUGUCAGUUUCGGAGUGUCAGACCUGCACGGCGACGGGCGCGUGCACCCCCCGCCGGCCACGUGGGCGGGCGCCCCCUCCGGGUACGGCUUCGAGCUGACGAUGAGACUGUCCGCUGAGGAGGGAGUCACUCAGCCUCCUCUCUGGCCCGCCGCGCUACUGCAGGCGUUGGCUAGAUAUGUUUUUACUACUGGUAACAAAUUAUGCGCUGGUGACCACAUAACCUGGCACCGCGCGCUGGACGGCGGGGCGGGCGCGGCCGGCGCGGCGGACGGGGCGGACGGGGCCGGCGCGGCACGCUCGCGACUGCGACAUCUACUCGUCGCCGCCGACCCACUCCUACCCACCACACACACUCCACAUGGCACUGUCACCUUCUUACAGAUAGUAGGAUGCACUGGUAGAGAGCUAAAAGCUGCUCAACGAGGGUCCGGCUUUGAAGUACUGAAGCUUAUCAGCGAAGAUCCAAAAUGUGGUGGGGGGUGGCUAGUGACUCGUAUGUCGCGGCGAGCGUCGUGUCGCCGCCUGCGCGCGGCGGGGGGGGCGGCGGCCCCGGGGGCUCCGGCCACACUGGCCGGGGUCUCCGCCGCGCUACGGUGGAUGGCUUGGAACCCUCAACCCUCAGAACAGCCGGCAUCCCCGUCCCCCCUCCCCCCUUCAGCGGAACAACAGAUCAAAGACACGCUGCAACGUGGGCUCAGCUCCAUGACUGACAGAAGUGGACCUGAAGGUCACAUGUCGACCGACAGUUUCGAGAUGUCGAGCAUGGAGCGAGCUCUGCCACACAUACCGGAGCUGAUGGAGGGUUCGUGGCGAGGAGACACCGACGUGGAAUAUUUGGAAGGUGUCCAUAUCAUGUUGAAUGCUGAAGGAGCCAGUCUGUUACCGCUAGCUAUCGACGGUCGCAUACUGGCCGGCAGUCACUUCACAUGGCGCGGGCGGGGCUCCGCCCUCACUCUGGUGGCUGCCGGAGUCCCGGGCUCCAAGGUCCACGCCGCUAGACCGUACACCGCCUGCGCAGCAUGGUUACAGGUCUUAAUUCCGAAAGACUUAGCUCAAGACAUGUCUAAGAAAGUGGCGGCAUUCUCAAAAUUGGCUGACUCGGACUCCGAACCCAAUAGCGACGAGGAGGAACAAAGCGUCGAACCCCCAAUGUUACCGAUAACACUCACUUGGCCGAAACACAAGUUGAAAAUAACUAUUUUAUCUGAUGGAGAAUUUUUAUAA
This is a messenger RNA of Spodoptera littoralis (African cotton leafworm), 1566 nucleotides long. The record is from the annotation of a GenBank genome assembly. Lineage: Eukaryota; Metazoa; Arthropoda; Insecta; Lepidoptera; Noctuidae.